Vigna radiata var. radiata (mung bean) is the source of this 5161-nucleotide messenger RNA. Its product is annotated as formin-like protein 20. NCBI's taxonomy places the organism in Eukaryota, Viridiplantae, Streptophyta, Magnoliopsida, Fabales, Fabaceae. The record is from RefSeq and is a predicted model, not a curated record. Bases 695 to 4366 code for a protein of 1223 amino acids. The transcript has 17 exons.
CAUUCCAUUCCCAUGGCUCUUUUCCGAAGGUUCUUUUACCGGAAACCACCCGAUCACCUCCUCGAGAUCUCCGACAGACUCUAUGGUCUCUCUCUCUCUCUCUCUCUCUCUCUCUCUCACACACACACAUUCACUUCCUUUUUUCUUACUUUACCUACUGACUUACACCUUUUUCUUUAAUUAUGUCUACUUUACAUUUGUAAUUAUUGUUCUUGUGAAUUGAAGCAUAGCUCUUGUGACUGAUGGCUGAGUUUUGACCUCGGUUCCUGAAUCUUUUUUCAAGUGGGUUUAUGGUAAUGCAGUGACAAUAUGGACCAUGUUUCUGUUUCUGGGUUUUCUGUGCCAUUGGGUUUGGUCUAUUCCUGUUGGUCAUGUUUUUCAGGUUUGGGAGGGUGUGUGGGAUAAGGGUUAUUCAAGAUGUAACAAAAAUGUGGAACGAGAGGGUUGGAUUUGGAGUGACUGGAAUUCAAAUAGUAGUCUCUGUAGUGAUUCGUCAGUAGAGGAUUUUUUACUAGAAACCCGAGAAAGGAGUGUUGAUUUUGUCUGGAAGAUGUGUUUUGAGUGAGACUUUUGUACUCGUCCUCAAGUUUUUGAUUGUUGCUUCUCCAAGAAUGUGUUGGAGGAAGAGGAGUACAAGGUUUAUGUCGGGGGGGUUGUGGCUCAGCUACAGGAUCACUAUCCGGAUGCUUCUUUCAUGGUGUUCAAUUUCAGAGAAGGGGAUAGGCGCAGUCGAAUUUCAGACAUAAUGUCUCAGUACGAGAUGACAGUUAUGGAGUAUCCUCGGCAAUAUGAGGGUUGCCCCCUUUUGCCUUUGGAGAUGAUUCACCACUUCCUUCGAUCAAGUGAGAGCUGGUUGUCCUUGGAGAGCCAACAAAACGUGCUUUUGAUGCACUGUGAAAGGGGUGGUUGGCCUGUGCUUGCGUUUAUGCUAGCUGGUCUUAUGUUGUACAGGAAACAGUACAAUGGGGAACACAAAACUCUUGAAAUGGUGUACAAGCAAGCACCCAAAGAACUUCUCCACCUUCUAUCCCCUUUGAAUCCACAACCUUCUCAUUUGAGAUAUCUUCAGUACAUUUCCAGGAGGCAUUUGGGUUCUCGGUGGCCUCCAUCAGAAACACCCUUAUAUUUGGAUUGCAUUAUUCUCAGAGUCCUUCCUCUGUUUGACGGAGGAAAAGGAUGCAGACCGGUUGUGCGUGUCUAUGGUCCAGACCCUUCAAAACCUUCCAACCGAAGUUCUAAGCUUCUUUCCUCAACUUCAAUGGGCCAAAAUCAUGUUCGCCACUACUUGCAGGCAGAAUGUAUGCUCGUGAAAAUUGACAUCCGUUGUCAUGUUCAAGGGGAUGUGGUUCUUGAGUGCAUACAUUUAAGUGAUGAUUUUGUUCGUGAGGAGGUGAUGUUCAGAGUCAUGUUUCAUACUGCGUUUGUACGGUCAAAUAUAUUGCUGCUGAGCCGCGAUGAAAUUGAUAUUCAGUGGGAUGCAAAGGAUCAGUUCCCCAAGGACUUCAAAUUUGAGGUGCUUUUUUUGGACGCUGAUGCUGUUAUGCCUAAUCUAAACACAGUAGAUGCGAGUGACACAGAAUGUGCUUCACCUGAGGCUGAGGAAUUCUAUGAAGCAGAAGAGAUCUUCAGCAAUGUAAUUGAUGUACUGGAAGGUAAGGGAGAUUACGAUUUUCUAAUGGUUCAUGACAGUGAAGUGGAUGAUGGAAGUCAUAAAGAGAUCUGGAAAGAGUAUUCAGAUCCUCAUACUUUUCUGGAUUCCAUGUUAGAUGAUGGGAUUCACCAACAGGUUGAUGAUGCGAGGUACAAGCUUGACAAGAGGGUGGUUUUAGAUACUCAUGUUGUCAAAGAUAUUGGAGUGGAUUAUGGAGUAACUUUUAUGACAAAGGAAGUCACUCUGAAUGCUCUUGAUAAAUUGGCAGUUAAGCAAAACAAAUAUGGCGAUUCAGAACCAGGGCUGCAGCUGCUUGAUAUUUCCAUACCAAAAUCUGAUAAGUUACUUAUUUCUUCUGAAAAUAAACAACUUCCUUCGAACUCAAACUCUAUGCAAGAACCACAUGGUUUUCAGGCAAAUUAUGCAAAACCCAAUGUAACAACUAGGUCGGUUCCUUCUAGUAAGGGUUCUCUUCAAGAUUCCAUUAACUUCUCAUAUCCACCAUCAAGGAACAAUAGUUCACCACUAACAUUGUCAUAUGUUACCUCUGAAAACAAGGAAAUCAUUGAUGCAAAAGGAAACUCUACUUCUUGUUCUCAUGUCUCUGAAGUAAUUGCUUUUAUGGACACGAUAAACGACCUGAAAAACUGUGAUGGUGAUAACUCAAAAUCUUCGGACGCUGUUCCUGAAAUAGGCUCAAAGUCUCCAGUAUUAUCAUUACUGUCAGUCAAAGAGACAUCUCUUCAGUUAGCUAAUCAAGCACCACAACAGAGCUAUGAUCAAAUGUUACAACUUCAUCCACCUCCACCUCCACCUCCACCUCCAAUUUUUGGACAAAAUAAUGGGGCUUUACCUCCUUCUCCUCCCAUUGCAAAUGGUGUAAUUCCAUCAAAAAUUUCACUAGCACCACCACCACCACCUCCUCCUCCCCCUCCUUUGCAGUCUACAAAUGAACCUUCGCUUCCUUCUACCUCAAUCUCUCCAAAAACGUUUAAAGCUCCACCUCCUGCACCCCGACCACCACAUUAUCCUUCACCUCCAUUAAGUAAAUCUACACCACUUCCUCCGCCUCCUUUAGGUACUGCUCCACCAGCACCACCACCUCCUCCUCCUUUAAGUUCUGCUCCACCACCGCCACCUCCUCCUCCUUCUUUAUCCAGAGGUUCACCUCCCCCACCACCUCUUCCUCCAUCAAGUGGAGCACCACCUCCACCGUCAUCUUCUUCACUGUCCAGAGCUCCACCUCCUCCACCUCCACCAAAUCGUGGACCACCACCAACAACAAUGCCUGGAGGCACAGCUCCUCCACCACCUUCAGGUGGUCGAGGCCAACCUCCUACUGGAACACGAGCUACUCUUGCUCAUUCUCAUGUACCUCUUGGUGGUGCCCCUUUUCCUUCACCAAUUGGAACUGAUACAAGAGGGAAAGGUCGGGGACUUGGACGUCCUACUGGGGCUGGUGCCAUGGGAACUCGGAAAUCCUCCUUAAAGCCUCUGCAUUGGAGUAAGGUAACAAGGGCAUUGCAAGGAAGUUUAUGGGAUGAACUACAAAGACGUGGAGAGCUUCAAAUAACACAAGAGUUUGACGUUUCAGAGAUAGAGAAGCUUUUUUCUGCAAAUGUUCCAAAACCUGCUGAUUCAGAUGGUAAAUCUGGCGGGCGGCGCAAAUCUGUUGGAUCUAAAGCUGACAAAAUCCACUUGAUUGACCUAAGGAGGGCCAAUAAUACUGAAAUUAUGCUCACAAAGGUUAAGAUGCCUCUUCCUGAUAUGAUGGCUGCAGUACUGGCUAUGGAUGAUUCAGUGUUAGAUGUUGAUCAGGUGGAAAAUCUCAUUAAAUUUUGUCCAACCAAAGAGGAGAUAGAGCUUUUAAAGGGAUACACCGGUGAUAAGGAGAAUUUGGGGAAGUGUGAAAAGUAUUUUUUAGAGCUGAUGAAAGUGCCAAGAGUGGAGUCAAAACUUAGAGUAUUCUCUUUCAAAAUUCAGUUUGGGACUCAGAUUACAGAGUUUAAGAAGAGUUUACACACAGUCAACUCUGCUUGUGAAGAGGUCCGAAACUCAUUCAAACUGAAGGAGAUCAUGAAGAAAAUUCUUUAUUUGGGUAAUACAUUGAAUCAAGGAACAGCAAGGGGAUCUGCUGUUGGAUUCAAGUUAGAUAGUCUCUUAAAACUAACCGACACUCGUGCUUCAAAUAGUAAAAUGACACUUAUGCAUUUUCUUUGCAAGGUCCUAGCUGAAAGGUUUCCUGGACUCCUUGAUUUUCACCUUGACCUUAUUAGCUUGGAAGCAGCCACUAAGAUACAAUUGAAGUCAUUAGCAGAAGAAAUGCAAGCAAUCAUCAGGGGAUUAGAAAAGGUUAAUCAGGAGCUGGCUGCAUCUGAAAACGAUGGCCCAGUGACUGAAGUUUUUCGUAAGACAUCGAAGGAAUUCAUUGCUGUUGCAGGGUCAGAGGUGGCAUCUGUAACAAACCUAUAUUCUGUGGUGGGAAGAAAUGCAGAUGCACUUGCCCUAUAUUUUGGUGAGGACCCUGCCCGUUGUCCUUUUGAGCAAGUUACUGCAACUCUCUUGAAUUUCACAAGGUUGUUUCUGAAGGCACAUGAAGAGAAUUGCAAACAAACAGUGUUAGAGAAAAAGAAAGCUGAUAAAGAGGCUGAAAUGGAGAAGGCUAAAGGCAUUAACUUCAUAAGGAAGAGUGGAAAAGAUGAAGAAGAAAGUUGAGAAGGUGGCUGAAGUGUAGAAGACUAAGGGAUGCACUUGAGGAGAAAGAGAGCAAAGAUAGUUGAAGACUUGUCUGCUCAUUUGCACCAAAGUCAUUCUCAAGCCAAAGAGCAGAGAUCUACCAGUGGGUAGUUAGGGGACUGCUUCCGAUUUUGAGUUAAGUAGCCCACUUGGGAGAUCUUGGUGUGACAAUUAGCCUUUCAAGGUGAUCUAAUGAAGUGAAAUGGCACAUUCUUUCCAUCUAUAAACAUACAGAAAAGUCGUGGGAAUGGAUUCAUUGAUGACAUCUUGAAUCAAAUUUUUGUUGAUCAUUCACAGAAGAAUACUCAGGAAAGACCAAUCUAGACCCAGCAUGAAUGCUUCUCUGAUCACUUGAGAAUCAUCGGCAUCCAGUGAAUACCAUGAUAAUGGAUCUGAUCCUUAGAUUUAAUAAGAAAUUUUGAAGUCGGCCAUGCUUCUACUAGAGUAGACCUGGCUUUGGUUUUUAUCAUUCAUUUGGCAUUUAUCCAUCACCAAAGCCUAUGUUGUACCAUGAAAAAACCUUGUACAAAGUUUGAACCCUCAUCUCUGGGAAUUCUUCUCAUGUAAAAUAGAAAGUAGCUUCCCUUCUUCUUUUCAAUAGAGAUUUUAGUAGACACCCCAAGAGCAUGUUGUAAGCUGUCAGGUUAAGAAAAGAAAAGAAUUAGAAAUAAGGUCUCUGUAUUGUAAUUGUAUGACAAACCUGAGAUAGGAAUCCUAGUUUCAGUUAUCUUUUGUAAUGCAAUACAUUAGUGAAAAAGCUUCUUGUUGCAUUCA